Molecule: messenger RNA, 2075 nt
Organism: Echinops telfairi (small Madagascar hedgehog)
Lineage: Eukaryota; Metazoa; Chordata; Mammalia; Afrosoricida; Tenrecidae
Gene: LRWD1
Product: leucine rich repeats and WD repeat domain containing 1
Exons: 15
Coding region: 35-1984 (649 amino acids)
Biological process (GO): establishment of protein localization to chromatin; chromatin organization
Cellular component (GO): nuclear origin of replication recognition complex
Molecular function (GO): chromatin binding; protein binding
Source: RefSeq, a predicted model, not a curated record
GCUGUUGUUGGCCCGUUGGGCCCGCCUGCUCGCCAUGGCGCCCCUCUCGUCUCAGCUGCUGAUUCAGCGGGGCCGCCCCAAGAGCGACCGGCUUGGGAGGAUCCGGAGCCUGGACCUGUCAGGGCUGCAGCUGCGCCCCGAGCACCUGGACCCCAAGCUCCUGUGCCGCCUCACAUUGCUGCAGGAGCUGGACCUGUCCGACAACCAGCUGGACACGCUGCCCGCCAGCCUGGGCCUGCCCCACCUGCGCACCCUCCACUGCGCCAACAACCAGCUGGGGGAUGUCACAAUCUUGGGCCAGUUCCCCCUGCUUGAGGAGCUCAGCCUGGAGGGAAACCCCUUCCUGACAGUCAGCGACCACCUGAAGAUCUCCUUCCUGCUGCCCAAGCUCCGGAAGGUGAAUGGCAAGGAGGUGUCCUCAACCUCCCAGUUGGAGAGCCUGAGCAGGGAGCUAGCCAGCCGGGUCAGCGCUUACUGGGAGAAGUUCGUGGCCACCCUGAGCCCAGAGGAGGAGCCCGAGAAGGCCAGGGCGGAGUUUGUGAGGUCGGCCAUCCGGGAGGUGCGCUACGGACCGGAGUCCCUCAGCGAGUUCACACAGUGGCGGGUGCGGAUGAUCUCUGAGGAGCUGGUGACCUCCCGUGGGAUCCCGGUGCCCAAGGCAGACAGCCCCAAGAGGCCUGUGGGAACCAGAGCUGCCCAGGAAACCAAGGCCAGACUGGGAUCCUCGAAACGACAGGACAGUGCCCCCCUCAGCAGUCCCUGUCCCACCAAGCGUGCCCGCACCUCCCCGUUGGCUGAGAUGGAGAGCAACCCCAGGGGCACUGGUGACAAGCAGCCUGCCGUGAAGCUGGAGCCCCUGCAUUUCCUGCAGUGCCACAGCAGGAACAACAGCCCCCGGGACCUGGAGACCCAGCUGUGGGCCUGUGCCUUCGAGCCGGCCUGGGACGAGGGGACCUCCAGGGACACGUCCCAGACCGUGGCAACUUGUGGUGGGGAGGCUGUGUGCGUGAUCGACUGCCAGACAGGCAUUGUGCUCCACAAGUACAAGGUGCCGGGCGAGGAGUUCUUCUCAGUGGCCUGGACAGCCCUGACGGCCGUCACACAGUUGGGCCACAAGAAGCGCUGGAACGUGCUGGCUGCAGCAGGCCUGCGGGGCCUGGUGCGGCUGCUAGACGUGCGAGCCGGCUUCUGCUGCGGGGUCAUCCGGGCCCACAAGAAGGCCAUCGCCACCCUCUGCUUCAGCCCCACCCACGAGACCCACCUCUUCACAGCCUCCUAUGACAAGCGGAUCAUCUUGUGGGACAUCGGGAUACCCACUGAUGAUUUCGAGUUCCAGGCCAGCCAGCUGCUGACACUGGACAGCACCUCCAUCCCGCUGCGGCUCUGCCCGGUGGCCUCCUGCCCUGAUACCUACCUGCUGGCCGGCUGUGAGGGAGGCUGCUGCUGUUGGGACGUGCAGCUGGAACGGCCUCAGAAGAGGAGGGCCUGCGAGGUGGAAUUCACCUUCCCAGAGGGCUCGGAAGCUUCUGGACGGAGAGUGGAUGGACUGGCCUUUGUGAACGAGGAUGUUGUGGCCUCCAAGGGGAGCUGCCUGGGCACCAUCUGCUUGUGGAGCUGGAGUCAGACGUGGGCAGGCCGGGGCCGCCAGGCAUCCGUGCCAGUGGUUGUCCUGGCUCGGCUGCAGUGGUCAUCCACUGAGCUGGCUUAUUUCUCUCUCAGCACCUGUCCUGGUGAGGGAAUCGUGCUCUGUGGGGACGAGGAGGGCAAUGUGUGGAUCUAUGAUGUCCAGCAACUCCUAAGCCAGCGGCCCCCACAGCAGGCAGCCCCGCAGGCCCCCACACAGAUCCUCAAGUGGCCUCAGCCCUGGGCCCUCGAGCAGAUGGUGACCAAGACCAUGGUGAACACAGUGGUGGCCAGCCCCUCCCUCACCUACCUCACGGCACUGACGGAUUCCAACAUCGUUGCCAUCUGGAAACGGCAGUAGUGCUGGCAGUGCAGCCUCAGCUCUGCCCCUGGCCUGGGGACAGAGGUCUUGUUUUUAAUGAGUGUUUUUUAUUAAAAGUUCUAUCAACAGA